AUGUCAACUACAAACCUCCAGCAACGAGAGGACAGGAGACUAGGCCUAUCACAAAUGACAAGCUUACUAUCCGCCGCUCAAAGGCAAGUCGACACCAUGGCAAAUGGAAGAUCUGUACAAAGAAAGAAGACCAAAGAAGAAAUGAACAACCUAAACCUCGAUUUUUUACCGCAUGAGGGUCGAAUUGCGUUUUGCAGGGAUUUUAUGCGUGUUUGCUUUGAGCAUCUUGCUUCUCGCAUUAUCCUUGCAUUAGAAAAUGUUUCAUCUGGCGCCACCAAUAGCGUUGGCAUGGAAAAGUUGGGGCCAAAGUCUCCCGUUAAAACUGUUGUUGUUAGCGGUGGUGUUGCCGCGAACCAGUAUCUGCGACAUAUCCUGCGCUCAUUUCUGGACGUACGAGGGUUCUCCGACGUCGAUAUUGUCGCACCCCCGUUAUACCUUUGCACUGACAAUGCGGCCAUGAUCGGCUGGGCUGGUAUCGAGAUGUUUGAGGCAGGCUGGAGGACCUCCAGGAAGUCACAGGCUAUUCGAAAGUGGAGUCUUGACUCCGCGGCUGAGGAUGGUGGUAUACUUGGUCCCCAUGGCUGGGAACAGAUAACAGAAUAA
Messenger RNA from Nannizzia gypsea CBS 118893, 603 nucleotides. RefSeq names its product glycoprotease. NCBI's taxonomy places the organism in Eukaryota, Fungi, Ascomycota, Eurotiomycetes, Onygenales, Arthrodermataceae. Bases 1 to 603 code for a protein of 200 amino acids. Gene Ontology annotation, biological process: mitochondrial tRNA threonylcarbamoyladenosine modification. The transcript is spliced from 2 exons. Gene Ontology annotation, cellular component: mitochondrion. The record is from RefSeq and is a predicted model, not a curated record.